Messenger RNA from Diaporthe amygdali, 255 nucleotides. RefSeq lists its product as uncharacterized. Bases 1 to 255 code for a protein of 84 amino acids. The record is from RefSeq and is a predicted model, not a curated record. The transcript has a single exon. Lineage: Eukaryota; Fungi; Ascomycota; Sordariomycetes; Diaporthales; Diaporthaceae.
AUGUCUAUUGAAUCCGCACAACCUGCCGACGAAUGGCUCCAGCGCCAUCCCGACCUUGUCUUUGAAUUCCAGGUAAGUCGGGGACCUGUAUCUCAGGAUGGCAUUUUCGACGAAGCGUCCGGUGCCACUCAGUCCCGCCGCUACACGGACGCCGGGGAGCAGGAACUCUCUCCUUCGUCCUCUCCUGAGAAGAUCCCGUCAACCGGAUCCGUACCUGGUUCCAACAUCUUCGUCCUCUGGUUGACUGUUCUGUGA